CAUGAGAUUAUAGGGAUGGAACAUCUACCAGAAGGACCAGCAAUUAUUGUUUUCUAUCAUGGAACUUUCGACAUAGACUAUGUAUUAUUAUUCUGUAAACUGUAUGUACAGAAAGGGAAAAAAUGUAUUACAGUAACUUUGAAGAAUUUGUUCAGCAUACCAGGAUUGAAGCCUCUUUUUCAACUGGUUGGUUGCAUACCUGGUAGCAAAGCUGAAUGUGUAGAAAUGCUGAAGAAAGGCCAUUUACUUGGGAUUGCACCUGGUGGAGAAAGAGAAGCAUUCUUCAGUGAUGAGCAUUAUAAUCUCCUCUGGGGUAAACGCACAGGUUUUGCUCAAGUUGCUUUGGAAGCCAAAGUGCCCAUUAUCCCCAUGUUUACACAAAAUAUUCAAGAAGUAUGCAGAGGAUUUGGAAGAAUACAACUGAUGAGAUGGCUAUAUGAAAAAACCCGAUGUAUACCUAUUCCAAUCUAUGGAGGUUUUCCUGUUAAAUUACGCACAUAUCUAGGAGAACCCAUCCCAUAUGAUCCAAAUAUUACUGCUGUGGAACUUGCUGAAAAAACAAAGAUUGCAGUCGAAAAUCUUCGUGAUCGAUACCAAAAAAAACCAGGAAAUAUCUUAAGAGCUCUAUCAGAACGAUUUGAAAAACAUCAUAAGGAUGACUAG
Pogona vitticeps (central bearded dragon) is the source of this 663-nucleotide messenger RNA. Its product is annotated as DGAT1/2-independent enzyme synthesizing storage lipids. Gene Ontology annotation, cellular component: membrane. NCBI's taxonomy places the organism in Eukaryota, Metazoa, Chordata, Lepidosauria, Squamata, Agamidae. Gene Ontology annotation, molecular function: acyltransferase activity. The record is from RefSeq and is a predicted model, not a curated record.